CAGUAAUACGUAGUCAUAGCGACCGGGCCUACAGGUACAGGUGUGGAGUGAGUGUAUAUUGCAGAGUGAAGGUGAAGAAAAUCCCUUUGUGUGAACUGGUUCGAAAACGAUUCUUUUUUUCCCAGGGUCCGUUGUCGCAUCCACAUGUCCGUAAAUAAAGCCCAAAUGUCGAAGUCGGCUUUCCACGGACACGGCAGCUUUAAAUACAUUAUGACCUGUGGUAGGCAGCUCCUGCUGCCAGUGCUGACGAAGACUCGGUGAAGGUGACGUCACGAACCUAAACCUGGGUGAGGUUACCUCAGAUCACGUGUUGCUUUCAAAACAAUGGAAGAAAACAGCUGAUCGCACCACUGGGACUUUUGGGAUGAAACACACAACAAAUGACGCGUUUCUUCCAGUUUCAGUCUUCAGUUUAGUUUCACCACUUUCUGAAAUCGUCCAAGGCAUGAGGUAGUGUAUAUUGAUUAAAGAAAUGGACCUUAUCUUGACUGAAAAGUAAAGGUGUUGAGUUUUGCUUGUUAAAAGACAUUCCAAAAUGUUCGAAAAUAUAAUAUUACCGAAGAAUUUGGAUAAUUUUAUCUAUAGAUAUAUAUUUAAAACUCAGUUUAUCAGAAUUAUAGAACCGUAGGUUUUCUUAAUAUGAAUCCGUUUGAAAACUAAAGGUGCUUCUUGAUAACAUGGUAUUUUUUAAAAAGUAGGUUUUUGUUUUAAGCAUAAAGUUUUUAACAUGCUCAAGUUGAGUUAGAUACUAACCAAGCUAGUUCGUGUUCUGUGAGAGAAAAUGUCAAUGAAUUUAAGAUACCUCAGAAACCAAUUACGGGAGUUUAAACAUUCCUUGUCAUGCCCAAUGAUGUCGACGAACAAAUCAGCUUGGUGCUGUCACCCGAAGAGUUUCGCGUUGCUGUUUCUCUCUCUAGUGUCAUUCUAUGGCAUAGUCCUUUGGACUGGCUUCCUCCCCAGCAAGAAUGACCACUACCCAGCGCCCUUGAGUACAAGUCCUUUGUACCCUACACCUGGCCCUCUGCUGGACCUAAAGGACUUCGAAUAUGUGAUUAACAACGACGUCUGCGGGAGGGACGACGUUUUCGCUACUGUGAUCAUCCACACACAUCCGGCCCACAGGGAAAGGAGAGACAGCAUGCGUAAGAACAUUCCUUCCUCUGACCUCCGUGACCUGGGGGUGAGACGGGUGUUCCUGCUUGCCAGGGCGGAGUGGAACGACCAGGACCUGUAUCGCAGGACGCCUCAGGAGUACAUCAACGACGAGAACAUCCUGCACAAGGACAUCGUGCAGGGGAAUUUCAAGGAGCACUAUCGUAACCUCACCUACAAACACGUCAUGGGCCUACAGUGGGUGACGAGAUACUGCCCCACGGCCAAGUACAUCAUCAAGAUGGACGAUGACAUCGUCGUCGACCUGUACCAGUUUCGAGACAGGCUGAGGACGCGAUAUCCUGAGAGGAGGAAUCUCAUCCUGGGAUUGCUUCAGAUAGAUUCAAAGCCCGUCAGGAACGUGAAGAGUAAGUGGUACGUCAGCGAAGAGGAGUUCCCGGGAGAUUACUAUGAGCAUUUUAUGUCAGGGUGGGCUUACGCCAUGACGCUUGACGCAGCGAAUGCUAUCGUACUAGAAGCUGCCAAAUUACCUUACUUCUGGAUUGAUGACGUGCACGUCACAGGGACUCUAGCUGAGAGAGUCGGCGUGAAGAGAGAGGGACUCAACCGUUUUUACACCAUCCACGUCGAGCACCUCAAAUGCUGCCUAGACCAAGAACGCAGCUCAGACUUCGUCUGCGACUACUUCGUGGGGCCUUGCGAGGAUGACUUCGUCGUCAUGAGUAGAGCAUUGGCGCACGCGAGGUCGUGCUACCUCAACCCUUGCAUGAGGCGCCCUCCGGAAGCCAGUAUACGUAAGACUUGCAUCAUUGCAAAGACGCCUCGGCCUUACGCUCCCUUGGGGAAAGGACAAGGGGAGAUUGUUCAGGUGUUCAAGGGGGAGAAUUCGGGAAGAAUCUUAGCCGUCCAUUAAUUCAUAUCAAGGGAACAUUUCGUUUGUAAUUCGUCCAAACCGCCAACGCCAUAUGAAUCUCAUGUGCUUCUUCGUGAAGAUUAUGAUUUAUGCAGCCAGUGACAACUACAUUCCUAGAUAUAAAACUGCCUAUUGCUCCUAAGAAAAUUAUAGGCCUAGUGAACCGUCCAUGCAUGCCACUUUUAUACAGAAAUGUGUAGAAAUGUACAUAAAAGUUAAUGAAUACCAUGUGAUUCUCAUGUGAUUCUACUGAAGAAAGUGAUGUUUGUAGCCAUAUAAGUUAAUGACAACUAUAUCUUUUAUAUAAAACUGUCUAUUGCUUUUAGGAAAGUUGCGGCCCCCCGCUGCAGCUAAAAUUUGUUAAUCCUAAAUAUUCAGGUCAAACCCCAAAAUGGUGCUAAGAACUAGUAAGAACAGAUAACAGAAAGUAGAUAAUUUAAUUAUAUACUGACUAGAUGUUAAAGUAGCCACAGAGAUUUUUUAAGAAAUUCGUUAAGAUAACUUGUUUUUCUAGUCAUAUGUCCUGAGAAUGAGUUAAUCUAUUUUUAAAGUGAACUGACAUGUAGUUUUACUGUUAUCUGAGCGAAUUUUAAUUGUUAUUAUCGGUAGCUUCGAGCAGAAAUAAAUCAUUUAUUUCCCAUAGUAUUUAUGGUAAGUUGCAAUAAUUAGAUUUUUCUGUGUGACUGGAUAUGAACUUUGGAUUUUACUAAAAAAUAUUCUGAUACAUUAUUAUUGUAAAGUUGCAAUUACUCAGAAAGAUUUUUUAAAAGUUUGUUACAAUACUUUUCGUUUCAAAGAAAAAUGUUUGAUAUUUGCUGUUUAAGAAAAUUUUUAUUUAAUUGAUUAAAAUGUAAAAUUUUU
This is a messenger RNA of Macrobrachium nipponense, 2887 nucleotides long. RefSeq names its product beta-1,3-galactosyltransferase 4-like. The transcript is spliced from 2 exons. Gene Ontology annotation, cellular component: Golgi membrane. The record is from RefSeq and is a predicted model, not a curated record. Gene Ontology annotation, molecular function: hexosyltransferase activity. Lineage: Eukaryota; Metazoa; Arthropoda; Malacostraca; Decapoda; Palaemonidae. The coding region runs from base 782 to 2026 and encodes 414 amino acids.